ACCGACUGAAAUCGCAGAAACCAGCUCUCAAGUUACACUCAACCAUUAUUAUAGCAUACUUCAAGCUACCCCCAAGCUACCCCCAAGCUACUCUCAAUCCAGCAAUCGACAUGGCCUCCGCACCCGCCGUCCCCCUGGCCCGAUAUCCAAGCAACAUGGACCACCAGUCCUCAGAUACAACAACUGCGAAUCAUUCUGCCGAAGCUCCUGAGACACUAUACUCUCCAACCGCCGGCACACACCGCACGUACCACAUCGACUUCUCCUGGGGCAAGUUCAAGUCCCUCAUCACCGACAAAGGCGACCCCACCUCCACCCCCCUCUACAUCGUCAACUACAAAGCCUUCUCGCCCCACCUCGUCUUCAAGUCCGCCUCGUCCGACACUGCCUUCGGCACCGGCACCAUCCACCCCAUCUCCAUCAACGCCGAAUGCACCGUGCACGACCGCCCCAUCAAGCUCAAGGCCCUGAAACGCUUCAAGACCUCCUACGAGCACCAGUCCCUCGCCUUCUCCGACACCGCAGAGCUCGUGCCCAUGACGUGGACCGGCAGCGUUGGGCUGAAGACGUGGGAAUUUGUUUGUCUCGAUGAGGCACAGAUGCCCGUCGCGAAGUGCGUGAUCAACAUGUGGGGGAUCAAGAGGGUGGGGUGGAUUGAGUUUUUGGGAAAACGAGCAGCGGAGAGCGAGAAGGCACGGGACGAGAUUAUAGUGACGGGCAUGACGUUGAUGUAUUGUAUGGCGCUGCGGUCGAAUAAUAUCCUUUCGCUGUUUGGGGCUGUGUUUGCAAAGACCGGGAAGGAGGGGAACGAUGCGACGAAGCCGCAUGCAGAGUGAGGGUUUGACGGUUUUGAGGCGGGAUAGUGUUGGUCUUUUGGUGCGAGGAGUUCAAGAUUAUGGCAUUCCAUCUCCCUUGAAUUUGUGAAAGUGUACUGAAGCGUUGCAGAGAUUCUUGCACUAUGAACAAUUCCAAAGAAUAGCUACCCUCGCGGGUAUCGAGCCAUGCAACUACGACUCUUUCCCAGAUUUCUUAGACUCCAUCGGUUUUGACGUAGCCAUCUAUGGCUCCUAGCCUUACACUCGAGGCGUAGGGUGGUGAGGAUCUGAAGUGCUUCCUGGCGGCCUUAGCUGAAGGGGUAUUUGCAUCAAUCAUAAAAUAAUUCUGAGACCGAUAGUGAUAUAACA
Mytilinidion resinicola is the source of this 1184-nucleotide messenger RNA. RefSeq lists its product as uncharacterized. The record is from RefSeq and is a predicted model, not a curated record. The transcript has a single exon. The coding region runs from base 111 to 836 and encodes 241 amino acids. NCBI's taxonomy places the organism in Eukaryota, Fungi, Ascomycota, Dothideomycetes, Mytilinidiales, Mytilinidiaceae.